ACUGAUUUUCUCGUCUGGGAAAGAGGCAACAUGGCGACCAGUGGGAGAGCAGUGGAGGAUGUACAGCAGGGUCAGCUGCAGCUCCUGCUUCCCCAGCAGCUUAUGGACCAGGCUAAGGAAGCCCAGGGUGCAGGCGAGAAGAUGGGCUGGGCACAGGUGGUGAAGAACCUGGCUGAGAAGAAGCACGACUUCUGUGAGCAGUGGCGGGGAGAAGAAAGGGACAGAGGUGCCGGUGGCAGGCUGGGCAGCCCGGCAGGCCUGGCCACACCGAACCGCGGCAUCUUCCCACCGGCAGGCCGCGGCCACUUCUCACCAGCCGGCCGUGGUCACUUCCCUCCUGCCGGCCUCGGCCACUUCCCAGCUGCCGGCCACGGUCAACUCCCACCUGCCGGCCGCGGUCACUUCCCGCCUGCCGGCCGCGGGGACCCAAGGGUCUUCAGCAGAGACCCUGGUGGCUACGCAGCAGAUGCUUGCAGGAUGGAGGGAGCCGGAGCCAGAGACGCCAUUCAAAGGAAGAUGGCCGAGGUGGCAGCGGCGGCGGCGGCAGCAGCAGCGGCCAUGGCGUCCCCUCCCAGGCCUGUCACAAUCAAAGACGCAGUUACAGAGCGACCACUCCAGGAUGAGCCUCCAGCCUCCAGGCCGGGUAAGGGCCGCUUUCUUGUGCGCUUAGGUUUCCAGGGAGAAGAAAGUGCCUGUCCGACCCGCGAUUUCGUGGUGGGCGCGCUCAUCCUGCGCUCCAUUGGCAUGGACCCUGGGGACAUCUGUGCUGUCAUCCAGAUCCCUGGCAGCCGCCAGUUUGAUGUGAGCUUCAGAUCUGCAGACAAGCAAGCCCUGUUUCUCCGCGUCUAUGAGGAAAAGCGGGAGAAGGACGACUGCUGGGAGAACUUUGUGGUUUUGGGACAGAGCAGGUCCAGCUUGAAGACCCUCUUCAUCCUCUUCCGGAAUGAGACCGUGGAUGUGGAAGAUAUCGUGACCUGGCUCAAGCGCCACUGUGAUGUGCUGGCCUUGCCAAUGAAAGUGACUGACAGGUUUGGGAUCUGGACUGGGGAGUACAAGUGUGAGAUUGAGCUGCGCCAGGGGGAGGGAGGAGUGAGGCACCUGCCUGGCUCCUUCUUCUUGGGAACAGAGAGGGGCUACAGUUGGUACAAGGGGCAGCCCAAGACGUGCUUUAAAUGUGGUUCCCGGACCCACAUGAGCGGCACCUGCACGCAGGACAGGUGUUACAGGUGUGGGGAAGAGGGGCACAAGAGCCCUUACUGCAGGAAGAUCAUCCUGUGCAACCUCUGUGGCAAGGGAGGACACAUGUUUGCCCAGUGUCCCAAAGCAGCUCACAAUUCCAUGCGCUUCUGCCUGCCAGGGUGAACACAGCUUACACUUCUUAAGUGCCAAAACUUUUUUUCUUUUUUCUUUUUUCUUUUUUUUAGACCAUUUUUCUCUGUUUGGAAGGAGAUAUUUCUAAGACUUCACAGAGACAUUCUCUAUGCCUUUUUAAAACCAUGUUUGCUCCUUGUCAGGCUGUUUAAAAAGGACCAUUCAGAACUGUAGUUUGCAGAUAUGUUGUCUGUUCCUUCCCACAUUUUUUUUCUCCCAUUUGCAUUAGUUUUGGUACUUUGGUCAACACCCUGUCUCCCUCUGUACUCUUUCCUGCUUCCCUCCUCAUCCAUGUCUCCUUAGAAGAUUUUUGCCCCUUGGGGCUGCCUUGCUCUUUUUCAUGCCUCAGCCCUGUUUACAGGGAGCAAUGCAGGUUAGGCUUUCAGCCCAGUGUUUAUUGAAAUGAAAAUGUCGUUGACUAGCUCUGUCUAUAGUGCCUACCUUGUGCAGUUCUCUGCUGGGCUCUUUUCAUUUGCUGCUUUUAUGUGAUAUGAAAAUUUGUGAAAACAGUGUUGCUGGAAGUGUUUAAUGUGAAUAAGCUCUGAAAUGUGGCCAAGGGCCUCUCAAAGCAUAAAAACCUAUCUACUUGGUGAUUGCUCCUUGUUGCUCAGAAACUGUAUUUCUGUAGGAGUGUGGAUCCUAGGCAGUUCUGCUGGGAAAGACCCCAGAGUUGUUUUUUGUUGGAUUUUCUUUGGGGAAGCAUGCUUUUGUUGUGUGUAUUGUUUUGAGACUGGGUCUCACUGUGUAGCCCUGACUGGUUUGGAACUGGCUCCAUCCCUGGACCAGGCUGCCUGCAGUUCCUCUCACCUCUGCCUCCCUGAAGGGUGUUUUACAUUAACCCCUUGGUUUUCCAGUACAUGAAAUAAAUCCGAAGUUAAAUAACUGGGUCAAAGUACACAGGGGUGUGGUGCCACAGACAGUCCACAUGGAGUCUACUACUGCCCAUGCCUGUUGCUCAUCCCCCUACCUCUCACUCUUCACAACAAUCUUCUUGACAAUGGUGGGCCAAGGAAUUCUCUCUGCAGGCUGAUAGUCCCAGCAUGAAGCUGAGACACAGUCCCCUGAAAGAGCAGAAAGAGAAGCUUGUCUUGCCACUUCAUAGUAAAGGACCUAGGGAAAGGACCAGUGAUCACACUCCAGGCUGCACGCAUGCAUCAGACCUUGGAGUCAGUACCACAUCUUAAAUGUUCCACUGUCACUUUCAGCAGUGAGAAAUGGGUCCCCUCAGGAAAGAAACUUGCCAGACUUUUACAUUUGCACCCCUGCCUCAUUUACUAGGAACCCCAGGAAAGUUAGAGAGCUCAUCUGAAACCUUUGACAUUUGAUGCUCAGGAGAAAAGUGGUUUUUACCCAGAAUCAUCAGUGAGCUGUAAACUGGAAAAUGUUCUUGGGGAAACAGGCCAAGAGUGAAGGCCUGGGUCAACUAAGUGUUAUCAAGUUAAAGUAAAAGACAGUAAGCUGCUGUUUUCAGUUUUUGUCUUCUCUUUGCAGUUUUGCUAUUUUCUUGUGGCGUAGAAUGUAAAACCAGUUGCUCAAACUUGUUCUCAAUAAAUAUUUAUCUUUUUUGCCCAGGAAAAUGUUGAUUUGUGUGGAUUUAUUAGGUGGCCUUAGACAUAAUAUUGUGAAAACAUAGCAGUUUCUGCAGGUGUGGAAUUUCAUAAAAGUGCUGUAAAAUGAUGUCAUUUUUGGAGAGAUACAACUAAAGUUUCCUGUUGGUAUAGUAUGACUAUAGAGAAAAAGAUUUGAAUUGACAUGCCUUCAGAGAUGUUGCCAAAGAAGGACUGCCUCUUGGUUCACUAUUUCUGAGACUAAUGUAUCAGGCUAUGUUGAUACAUUGGAAAUUAUUUUUUCUCAUUUAAGUGGUAGAUGUUUCUUUAAUCAAAAAAAUUUAAAACAUUCAAUCAUGUCUAUGGGAAACAAGGAUAUAAUACCCUAGAAUAUGCUGAGUCCUGACAAGUUUUACAUUGGAAGUUGGUGGUACAAUCAAGACUUCCAUGAUGUUUGUCCUUGUGUUAGCUGUGGUUUUGAAAUGAACAGCGCAUGAGGAUGAUUAGUAAAAUCAUAGCUAUAUUAAUGGCUCAGGGGAUUGAAACUAUGAUCAAAACAAUGUCAAACUAUUUUAAAAACAGAUAUUCAAAAAAAUGAUGAUAGAUUGUAAUUUAAUGGAAUUUUGAAGUUUUAUUUAGAAAAGACUCCUCAGCAUUGAUCACUUUUAGUAUAUGUUGUGAUUAAAAGGAACAACAGAAACCCUUGAUUUAUGCUUAGUAUUUAUUUAGGCAUUCUGAAAUCAAUGUUGAAACUGACUGAAUACAAGCACCAUUGAAUAGGUAUGGAAAGAUGCCCAGUAGGUGCUAACAUUAGGGAUCAUCUGUGUGUUUUUUGACAAAUAUACAUUUUGGUUUACUUAUUUGCUUCUAAUACCCAAUGCCUAGUAGAAGAGUCCAUCAGCUAUCUGGCUGCUUGGAAGAUGAUUUCCUGGGUUCUAAUUGCAGAACAUAUAUAUGCCAGAGAAGUCAGGCAUGCAGGCAUCACCAUCCAUUCAAAGGACAUGAGGCAUAUGUCAUGUGAGUAAUAUCAUGAAAUUUUCCUGGCCAGCUUGUUUAACAUGUUUGUCAAAUUCUCCUCUUGUGUGAAACACAAUGUCAUUACAUCAUUGCUAAAACUCCUGAGCAUGAAACUGAUAUUUGAUGGAAUUUUAGUACCCUUGUUUCAGCUGAAUGUGCUUACAAAAUUGUUUGCUUAUGAAGCAAACCAAUGUACUACUACAUGCUGAAGAAGGAUCAUUAAACAGAUAUUGUCA
Molecule: messenger RNA, 4171 nt
Organism: Onychomys torridus (southern grasshopper mouse)
Lineage: Eukaryota; Metazoa; Chordata; Mammalia; Rodentia; Cricetidae
Product: zinc finger CCHC domain-containing protein 3-like
Exons: 1
Coding region: 31-1362 (443 amino acids)
Biological process (GO): activation of innate immune response; positive regulation of type I interferon production; positive regulation of RIG-I signaling pathway
Cellular component (GO): cytoplasm
Molecular function (GO): double-stranded DNA binding; RNA binding; zinc ion binding
Source: RefSeq, a predicted model, not a curated record